Messenger RNA from Xenopus tropicalis (tropical clawed frog), 1103 nucleotides. RefSeq names its product keratin-associated protein 5-2. Bases 109 to 519 code for a protein of 136 amino acids. The record is from RefSeq and is a predicted model, not a curated record. The transcript has 5 exons. NCBI's taxonomy places the organism in Eukaryota, Metazoa, Chordata, Amphibia, Anura, Pipidae.
CUCCUUCGUUUCCAUGGGAACUCGGGACGCUCUCUGAAGUAUCGCGAUAUUUCAAAGGGAAAUCUGCCCAAACGGCGAGCUGCCCGGCUCGGCGACAUCUCGGAACUGAUGGCUGCUCUAACCUUCCCCACCGUCUCGGCCACGACGGCCCCCCUGUCGGAGCUGCGCAUCCCUCUCCCGGGCGCGGUGUUCCUGGCUGUCUCUUUGUAUCUCGUUGUACUGCUCGCCCUUCUCCUGAUGCACCAGUGCCUGCAGGCGCGUGGAUGUUGCCCCGCAUGUCUGGGUUGGCAGCUAGUGGGGGCAUUUGGGGUAUGUGACAUGUGUGUGAGCUGUGCCCAGUCCUGUGACUGCAAAGUGCCCUCCAUCACCCGCUGUAUGGAUACCUGCUGCCCAAGCAAACCGAACUGUGACAGUUGCCGCGGCUGCUCCUGUUGCCCCCUGUGUGAUUUUGCCUGUACGUGCCAGCCCCCUGACUGCAGCACCAUCAACUGCAUGUGCUGUGAGAUCAGACUGCGGUGACCUGGGCCCAGACGCCCCACCAUGACUCUGCCCAACGGCUCCCUCUAUGGGCGGCUUCCCCACAGUGCCUGACCCCAUGGCUAUGGAGCUACAUUCCCCAUUUUGCUUUUUUUCCAUUUUCUGGGGCACAAGAGGCAUUUGUGGCAAUUAGACCACAGUGAGUGGCCAAGGGACACUGGGAAAUGGCGGGUAUAUUGUUCAGUGCCAAUCAGAACUCCACACAGGCCAUAGUCUUGCCUCUCACUCACCUAUAAAAUAAACAUGGCGGGGAGAUGAGAAAACAGGGAUACACUUGGCCUCUUUCUCUCCCAGCUUCUAUAGCAAUGAUGCCUUCAACUCCCAGCAUCCUUUGCUAGCCAAAUGGAGUGGUUCAUAAGAAGAAGAGGGUGACUCUUGCACUUUGCUAUAAAGUAUAUGCUUUGGGGCAAAACCAAAAGCCCCAUCUAUGUUUCCAUAUCACCAACCCCAGUCAAUAGCCUCUGCUUAUUUUAACUCUUCCGUUGCCAUUAACAUGUAUGUAUUUGUGUUUCUCUCACACUGACAGUAUUUUGUGCUUUAAAUCUAUUUUUAUAUUCUGGAAAUAA